AUGCGCCAGGUCAUAGAUUCUCGAUUAAACCAAACCGCUUCCAUACCCAACUCUAAGUCCCUUGCUCUCUUUCUCAACCACCGUCUCUUCUCCGUUCACCCGUCGUACAGCAGUACUCUCGAAAUUCCCUACAUCCUCAUCCUGUUAUGUUUCGAGGCACGUUCUACACCCACUCGCCCGAAAUUCCAUCGCGUCGAAGGAAAACUUGAAUCUACUAUCUUCUUCCGAGCAUUAGAGACACUCUUUUUGGCCCUCUCCGAUCAAAUCCUGGGCGUAAUAUGUCGGCUUCAACCAAUGAUAUGUCCCGUAUCCUCCAAAGGCUGGGAACCCCUGGGAACCUCCACAUAUCACGAUGGUGGUGAGGUUCCCGAAGAAGCUAGCUGUAUUCACAGCGAACUCGGACAUGAGCCAUUGCCAUAG
This is a messenger RNA of Marasmius oreades (fairy-ring Marasmius), 420 nucleotides long. RefSeq lists its product as uncharacterized. Bases 1 to 420 code for a protein of 139 amino acids. The record is from RefSeq and is a predicted model, not a curated record. Lineage: Eukaryota; Fungi; Basidiomycota; Agaricomycetes; Agaricales; Marasmiaceae. The transcript has a single exon.